CAAACACUGAAGAAACACGUCUAUACUCAAGAAGGAGGAACUAUUGAUCUCAAGAACGUGAAGCUGAUCAGAAUUCCAAAUCCACAGCCUGGACUAUGGCAGGUCACAACCAACUCUCGGCUGAAGCACACUAUUCGGAUUUUUGGACACGGCAGUAUAGAUUUCAAGUUUGGAUUUGCCACAAGGCCAUUGGAGCGAAUUGAACUGGCACAACCGAGGCCUGUUUCCAAUCAGAAUACAUAUCUUCUGGUGAAUAUGACUGGAGUGCUACCACCCGGCAUGGUCAACAAGAUCGCUUUACUAGACUACUUCGGGAACUCAAUCUACAUCUCCAACGCUACUCUCAGAAGAGACACCCAUCAAAUGUACUUUGUUGGGCCUUUCUUUCCUCCCAGCAACUUAUUCUUCGUGCAAAUCAAUGGGCUAGAUCAUAGCGGCUACAAAUUUCAACGAAUUGCGCCCACUGCUAUUGGCACGGUAGCUGUCGGCGGGCCACGGGCGUAUAUGAACCCAACUACAAAUGCAAUGGCUGCAACGGAUGUUAAUAUUACCUGCACUAUCGAGAGUACCUCGCCAUUUACUCUUUUUUGGAUGAAAAACAACCAUCGUAUAGGAGGUCCUUUGUUCUAUCGGGUUACCGACACCGCAGUUUGGCACAUACCAGAGGUAACAAACAUGGACCGUGGAGAAUACCAAUGCUUCGUUGUGAGUGACAAUGUGUCAGCUCUCAUUGCAGAAUCACCACCUGUUUUCACUGGUCGCACUAAUUUUUCAACUGCUCUUGGUGCUCCUGCAUUCCUCCACUGUCAGGCUCAAUCAUCGAGCGAUGUGGAGAUCAGGUGGUCACGUUUUGGUGUCAUCUUAGUCAACGAUGCGAAUACGUCGGCACUGAAGCCUGUUUUUCAGAUGAUUCACCAUAAUGGAACCCUUCAAAUUUUUCGAACCUCUCAGGCAGACGCUGGUCCGUACGAGUGCCAAGCUCAAAAUACUGGAGGAGUGGCGAUCCAAAGCAUUACGUUG
Messenger RNA from Ostertagia ostertagi, 1020 nucleotides. The record is from the annotation of a GenBank genome assembly. Lineage: Eukaryota; Metazoa; Nematoda; Chromadorea; Rhabditida; Trichostrongylidae.